This is a messenger RNA of Anopheles cruzii, 1082 nucleotides long. It is a transcript of the gene RpS2, whose product is annotated as 40S ribosomal protein S2. Gene Ontology annotation, cellular component: cytosolic small ribosomal subunit; ribosome. NCBI's taxonomy places the organism in Eukaryota, Metazoa, Arthropoda, Insecta, Diptera, Culicidae. The coding region runs from base 65 to 880 and encodes 271 amino acids. Gene Ontology annotation, biological process: translation. Gene Ontology annotation, molecular function: structural constituent of ribosome; RNA binding. The record is from RefSeq and is a predicted model, not a curated record. The transcript has 3 exons.
GUUCGACGAAAAUGACGACUCGUUCAUUCGGGUAACCGUGAAAUUACAGUAAACACCUGAAAAAAUGGCGGACGCUGCUCCAGCCCGUGGUGGAUUUAGAGGAGGAUUCGGCUCGCGUGGCGGUGGACGCGGUGGUCGCGGACGUGGUCGCGGUCGUGGCCGUGGGCGCGGUCGCGGCAAGGAGGACUCGAAGGAAUGGGUUCCGGUGACGAAGCUGGGCCGUCUGGUGAAGGAUGGCAAGAUUCGCACGCUGGAGGAGAUCUACCUGUACUCGCUGCCGAUCAAAGAGUUCGAGAUCAUCGACUUCUUCCUGAACCGUCUGCUGAAGGACGAGGUGCUGAAGAUCAUGCCCGUCCAGAAGCAGACCCGUGCCGGUCAGCGUACCCGCUUCAAGGCGUUCGUGGCGAUCGGUGACAGCAACGGUCACAUCGGGCUUGGCGUGAAGUGCAGCAAGGAAGUGGCCACCGCCAUCCGGGGUGCCAUCAUCCUGGCCAAGCUGUCCGUUGUCCCGGUCCGUCGUGGUUACUGGGGUAACAAGAUCGGUAAACCACACACCGUACCGUGCAAGGUCAGCGGAAAGUGUGGUUCCGUUCUGGUGCGUCUGAUUCCGGCUCCCCGUGGUACGGGCAUCGUAUCGGCCCCGGUCCCGAAGAAGCUGCUCCAGAUGGCUGGUAUCGACGAUUGUUACACCACCACCCGUGGCUCCACGACGACGCUUGGUAACUUUGCCAAGGCAACGUACGCCGCCAUUGCCAAAACGUACGCCUUCUUGACGCCGGACUUGUGGAAGGACCUGCCGCUGAACAAAACCCCGUACCAGGAGUACGCCGACUUCCUCGAGAAGACGAGCAAAACCGGUCAGCGCAUCAUCGAGCUGUAAGCAGCAGUUCCGAUGGUGGAUUGGCGGCUUGGUCUCCUCGUCGAACCAUUGUCAUCUGUGGAUUAACUUUUUAUUCCCCAUAUAACACCCGGUGUGUCCCGCACGUGUGCCAAGCGCGCGCGAACAUGCAGAGAAAUAAAAAGCUUAAGUUCCCGGCGAUUGCAAGCACUGCCGGAAACGAAGCAAUGGCAAUGGAAGUAGA